ACACCCCUCCCUUCACCUCCAUUUUCCUAUAAAUGGACACUCAUGAUUGUUCCUGAAUACUCGUUCCCCAUUAAUCAAAAUUUCAUUUGCAUUUCUUAGUUUUGUGUGUUUUUGUGUGUGUGUGAAUUCUCAUCAAUCAAUCUCAUACAAAGAUGUCUUGCUGUGGAGGAAACUGCGGUUGUGGAUCUGGCUGCAAGUGCGGCAAUGGCUGUGGAGGAUGCAAGAUGUACCCCGACAUGAGCUUCACCGAGAGCAUGACAACCACCGAGACUUUGGUGCUCGGGGUGGGACCUGAGAAGACAAGCUUUGGAGCCAUGGAGAUGGGGGAAUCCCCUGCUGAGAAUGGAUGCAAAUGUGGAUCUGACUGCAAGUGCAACCCUUGCACUUGUAACAAGUGAAUAAACUAAGCUAUUAUAACAGAGCAGAGUUCAUGGUUUAAUAUGUGUGUAGUUUAAUAGUUUGUGUGUCUGUUGCAACAGGGAAAAAGAUUGUGUUGUUCUUUUUUUCCCUGUAAUAAGAAAUAGUAAUGGAGUAUUGAAACAUGUUUGUAAGUAGUGGUAAUGUGGUGUUUGUGUAACAUGAGCAUUCUCUGCAUCUGGUAAUUUUAACAUACUAGUUUGGAAGUAUGUUGUGCUUUCAGCUAAUUUAAGAACUUCCUUGGUAAUA
Messenger RNA from Capsicum annuum, 666 nucleotides. Its product is annotated as metallothionein-like protein type 2 B. NCBI's taxonomy places the organism in Eukaryota, Viridiplantae, Streptophyta, Magnoliopsida, Solanales, Solanaceae. The transcript has 2 exons. Bases 153 to 398 code for a protein of 81 amino acids. Gene Ontology annotation, molecular function: metal ion binding. The record is from RefSeq and is a predicted model, not a curated record.